AUGCCUCCCGGUAGGACACUUGAAUAUCCCAAGACUGCGGUUAACAAGGUUAACCGAUAUAAUGUACGAGCCAAUUACGAUCUUGAGACGAUCCACAGCAUUAUCAACUCGAGCACAGUAUUGAAUGUGUCUUUCAACACGCCAGACCCAAACAACCCAUUCCCCAUAACGCUGCCCAUGGUCGGGCUGGCAGCCAGCUUUGACCAUCCGUCUGCAUCGCUGGGGGAGCCGCUUGACAUUUACGUCCAUGGCUACGUCAGCAGUCGAUUGAUGAACCACUCGCGUCCCAGCAAUAGUGCCAAUGGUGCCGACGCAACUGCCACGGCUGAAUAUAAAGGCUUGCCCGUCACGAUAUCAGCCACCAAGGUGGACGGCCUGGUUCUGACCCUGUCACCGUACACCCACGACAUCAACUACCGCUCCGUCGCGCUGUUUGGAUACGCCAACGUGGUGACCAAUGAAGAAGAGAAACUCUGGGCCAUGGAGGAGAUCACCAACAGCGUGGUCCGCGAUCGCUGGCGACACACUCGAGUCCCGCCCGACGGCGCGGAGAUGCAGAGCACGAGUAUCCUCAAGGUCUCGGUCGUGGGAGGAAGUGGCAAGAUCCGCGUCGGCGGGCCGCGGGACGAACUGAAAGAUUCGAACCGCGAAGACUUGAAGGACCAGACUUGGAUUGGCGUCAUCCCCGUCUAUGAGCAUUUCGGAGAGCCCGUGCCGGGCAAAGUGAACCGUGUGAAGGAUGUUCCUGCACAUGUGGCCGAUUUCGCAACGGGCUCCACAAACAUCAAUGAGAAGUACGUGGCUGAUGCCAUUGCAGAUACUUCGCAGGACGUUUGA
Molecule: messenger RNA, 837 nt
Organism: Exophiala bonariae
Lineage: Eukaryota; Fungi; Ascomycota; Eurotiomycetes; Chaetothyriales; Herpotrichiellaceae
Exons: 2
Coding region: 1-837 (278 amino acids)
Source: RefSeq, a predicted model, not a curated record